This is a messenger RNA of Salvia hispanica, 711 nucleotides long. RefSeq names its product transcription factor MYB10-like. Lineage: Eukaryota; Viridiplantae; Streptophyta; Magnoliopsida; Lamiales; Lamiaceae. The record is from RefSeq and is a predicted model, not a curated record.
AUGGUGAGAUCACCUUGUUUUGAUAGUAAUGGAAUGAAGAAGGGAGCUUGGAGUGAAGAAGAGGAUGACAAGUUGAGGGCUUUCAUUCUCUCCCAUGGCCAUUGGAAUUGGAGAUUACUUCCAAAAUAUGCCGGUCUGAAAAGAUGUGGGAAGAGCUGCCGAUUGCGGUGGGUGAAUCACUUGAAACCAGGCGUCAAAAGGGGCAAUUUCAGCAAGGAAGAAGAGGAUCUCGUCAUCAAAUUGCAUGACCAAAUCGGCAACAAGUGGUCAGCCAUAGCAGCCGAACUCCCGGGGAGAACAGACAACGACAUCAAGAACUUCUGGAACACACGUGUAGCGCGACGAAAAAGGCCUAAUCCAUCAACUUCUUCUUCCAUGGAUAAUGAAAAUCACUUAUUGGAAAUAGCUUCAAAUGAUGCCAUGAAAAAUAUUCAUGAAUCCACGUUUUCAUUCGAGACUAUUACACAACCCGAAUUGGAUUCAAUGGGUGAUAAAUUUCCACCAUCAAUGGUAGAGGAUGAAGAGUUUUGGUGCCCCCAGUUUGAUUACAAUGAUUGGGUUGCAAGUGAAGAUCAUAGUAUCAUGUUUAAUGAUGUCGGAGGGAGUAUUUGGGAUGAAUCUUUUGAGUUGACUAGUUCGGAUUGUCAACCUCAGACUAGGGUUUGUGAUCCACUAGAUUAUGAUCCAAUUUUUUUGUUAUGGGAUUCAUGA